Molecule: messenger RNA, 1239 nt
Organism: Rotaria socialis
Lineage: Eukaryota; Metazoa; Rotifera; Eurotatoria; Philodinida; Philodinidae
Source: the annotation of a GenBank genome assembly
AUGAAGCGCAUCAUUCAUGUACUUGGUUCGAAGAAAUUUAACUAUCUCGAGUUAUCCGAACAAAUUGACUUAAAAACUGGUGGUCUUAAUGUAUCAUCACAUUUAGAUGACAGUUCUUUUAAAAUCGAAGAUUAUGAAGAAGGUGUUAUACUCUCAUCAUAUUGUCUUGAUCGAAAUAUUGAUGCUAUGUUUGAUCUUUGGGAAGAUGUACUUCUUCAUUUCAAAGAUCAAUUUAAUCAACAUGAUCGUUUAAAAACACUAAUUAAAGGUCAAGCAGCAGCAUAUGCAAAUAGUGUUCAUGAAUCUGGUCAUACGUUUGCUGUUGUAUAUUCAGCUAGUCAAUAUGGGCCUGUUGAUCAAUUAACUGAAAAUUUAUCUGGUUUAACGCAAGUUAAUCGGAUGCAAGCCAUAGCUCGACAAGAAAAUUUUGAUGAUAUAACACAAAAGUUAGGUCAAAUUGCAGAUUAUGUUUUAACCAAAAAUUCAUUACGCUGUGCAUUUAACGGUGAAUCAAAUGGACUCACCAAUGGCAUGAAACGACUUGAAAUUUUUCUCGAUCGGCUACCUGGUUCAGCGAAAAAUAAAUUGCAAUCAAUACGUCAUGAAAAUGCGCAACUAUAUCUUAAAAAUGAUUUUCAAAUUGGUCGAAAUAAACUUCCAUCGAAAACUCAUUUUGAAAUGCCAUUUGAUGUAUUCUAUUCAGGUCAAUGCUUUCAAAGUGUUCCCUAUAGCCAUGAAGAUUAUUCUGGUUUAUUGAUAUUAUCAAAAUUAAUGUUCAAUAAAUUUUUACUACGUGAAAUUCGUGAAAUCGGGGGUGCGUAUGGUGGCGGAGCAUAUCUUCGUGGAAAUUUAUUUUCCUUCUUUUCCUAUCGUGAUCCGCAUUCGGUUGAAACACUUGAACGAUUUAAUCAAUGUAUUGAUUAUUUUGCUAAUGGAAAUUUUACUGAUAAAGAUGUCGAUGAAGCAAAAUUAGCGACAUUUCAAAAGCUCGAUAAGCCGAAAUCACCUGGUAGUCAAGGUAUGACACAAUUUUUACAUGGUAUUAAUGAUGAUAUGCGACAAACAAAUCGCAAUCGAAUAUUUGCUUGUCAAAAACGAAAUUUGAUUGACGUGACACAAAAAUAUUUGCUUAAGAAACCCUAUGCAGCUACAAUUCUUGGUCCUGAUAGUCCUAAAUUGGCUGUUGGUGGACAAUUUCGUCAAGUGAAAAAUGCUCAAAUGCCAUCAAUUGGAGAAUAA